This is a messenger RNA of Engraulis encrasicolus (European anchovy), 2642 nucleotides long. RefSeq lists its product as uncharacterized. Gene Ontology annotation, molecular function: sequence-specific DNA binding. Lineage: Eukaryota; Metazoa; Chordata; Actinopteri; Clupeiformes; Engraulidae. The transcript has 4 exons. The record is from RefSeq and is a predicted model, not a curated record. The coding region runs from base 1113 to 2642 and encodes 509 amino acids.
AAAGUUCUAUUGGCCUGUAUUGUUACCUCACCGACGCCGUCCGCCAUUUUGAUUUUGGUAGUCAAGGACGCGUCGCCAACGGUUCAUUCAUUCAGCAUCAGUCAAAAACAUGGCUAACACCGAUCACAAUUACGCAAAGGACCCAAAUGCCCCAAAUACACCAAAAUAUAUAGGCACACAAUGUGCUGCUGUAGGGUGUUACAAGUCCACAGGAAGGAACAAGGAGGUGGCAUUUCAUUCAUUUCCCAAAGAAAAAAAAAGGUAUAGUUUCGUUUUGAUAGCCUAAGCCUGAUGUGCAGAUGUCAGAUGGGCACAAUGAUAUUUGAGCAACAUGAUGAGAACAUUGUGUGUCAAAAGACAUAACUUUGUGUGCUUAACUUCUAAUGCGAGCACAACAUUUAAUUUUCUAGGCCUACCGAGUACCUUUUUUCACUUCUGAUUUAGAAAUGCAUACUGUCGAUGAUCUGCAAGGAAGGCUGUUUUCAAUGUCCAGCACCUCCCACCACAGUUUUAGCAUAGCAUACGUCACCUAGAAACUAUUAUUUUGCUCGUAUAUAAUACGCCAACGACGUGCCACAUCAAGUGCUAUAUUAACUAAUUGUCUUACCUUAAAAGGAUGUGUUGGGUAGGCAGAUGAUGCCACCGUUAUGUCGCCGUAAAACAAAGUUGGAUAGCCUGCUAGCGCAACAACCCACUGCAUGAUGAAUCGAGGCGCUGAAAUGAUCUGACAACUGUGCAGUGGGCUUUGUUUAUUCGUGUUAUGAUGAUGCCCACAUAUGCAUCUAACAUUUUCCUUUCAAAAUUUAACUCAAUUAACUUUAAAAUCGCCAGACUAAACAUAUCCACGGCAAAGUAUCCAGUCCUUGUCCUAUUGAAGUGGAGAAACUCACAUAGACUUUCCUCUGACGGAAACUCAAUUUCAACAAAAAAGCCAGACCCCUAUAAUUUGUGUUGUAUCUCCCCCUAGUGGCAAAAUAGAAAACAUGAACCAGCGCAAAUGUUAACCAAGGAUAUCUGUGAUAUUAAAACACACUACUGUUAUUUUCUGCAGGUGUGCAGAAUGGAUUAAUAACAUCAGGCGGGAGGACCUAUGUGGUUUACAGACCGAUGAAAUGAAGCAUAGGAAAGUAUGCAGUGACCAUUUCGCCAUUUCACAAUUUGUGAACCCAUUGGACAGGAAAUCUGGCCUACUGCCAAUGGCCGUACCCUGGCUAGUAGACUGUCCCAACCCCCCUAAAUCUCAAGACACAGUUCGUCCACCACCCCGAAAACGGGUCGCACUUGAAAUUGAGACAACAGACUCAGAGAUCCUGGAUAGCACUGAUGUACUGGCCAGUGUCAGCAAUGACAACACAGUGGAAAAACUGAAAAGAAAAAUUGGCUGCUACAAAUCAAAGCUGUCAAGGCUAAAGAAAAAGACACCAUCUAUCAGCAAACAAACAUUAAAGAGGGAAAUUUCCAAAGUAUUGCCAAAACAAGCCGCACAAUUUGUCAACGAGCAAAUUGAUAAUGCCAAAAAAAAACCAAGGGCCAUUCGGUGGAGCAACUUCAUGAAAAGUUGGGCGUUACAGGUUAAGGGUACAGGGCCAAAAGCCUACCGAACCAUGAGGAGAAUUUUCAAGCUCCCUACAGCCAGGACCCUUUCAAAUAUCUUGCAGAGAGUAGACAUCGGGCCGGGAUGGCAUGAACCUGUGCUGUAUGCACUUAAACAUCAAGUGCAGCAUAUGGAAGAGCGAGAUAGGCACGUUGCCAUCACAUUUGAUGAAAUUACAUUGAAAUGUAGCCUAAAUUAUAACAUCUCGAAAGAUGAAGUAGAAGGGUAUGACGAAGGGGGAAGACCAGCCAACCAUGCAGGGGUUUUCAUGAUCCGUAGUCUAACUGGGAAAUGGAAACAACCCAUAGGGUACUUCUUGUCAUCUGGGACCAUGAAGCAUGGGGUCUUAAAAACCAAAAUCAUGGAGGCGGUGGAAAAGGUGCUUGACACUGGCUUCACUCCCAUGGUGCUGGUAAUGGACCAAGGCAGCAACAACCUGGCAGCCUGUAGAAACCUGGGUAUAACAGAAGAAAAACCGUACUUCUUUGUCAAAAGCCAGAAGAUUCAUUUUUUAUUCGACCCCCCCCAUUUAAUGAAAAACAUCAGAAACAAUUUGCGAAAAUAUGGAUUUUACAUAGGGGACAAAUUGGCAGAAUGGGGAGACAUCACUGAAAUGUUUAAAAUUGAUUCACAAAGACAACACCGAAUGGCACCCAAGUUAACCCAACGGCAUCUGUCCCUCACUGCCUUUUCAACAAUGAGUGUGCCUCUCGCCACUCAGGUUCUUAGUCAUUCUGUUGCGGCUGCACUGCUCACCAUGGCAGACAUGGGGAAGCUAAGAGAGGGGGCAAAAACGACGGCAGAUUUUGUAGCCCACUUUAACCAGAUGUUUGACUGCUUUAACAGUAGCACAUUGUCCAGCAGCACACCACAAAAGGAUGCCUUCAGAGAGACACAUAUUGAUUUUAUCAAUGAGAGUAUUAACUGGCUGGCAUCUGUCAGAUGUGCCAGUGGCAACAGCUUGAAUUGCCUAAAUGGUUGGAGGCAUAACCUAAGAGCAAUCAAGGAAAUCUGGGCUGAAUUGAAAGGUAGCAGCAAUAAGGCAUAA